Apodemus sylvaticus (European woodmouse) is the source of this 1067-nucleotide messenger RNA. It is a transcript of the gene Lypd4, whose product is annotated as LY6/PLAUR domain containing 4. The transcript has 5 exons. NCBI's taxonomy places the organism in Eukaryota, Metazoa, Chordata, Mammalia, Rodentia, Muridae. Gene Ontology annotation, cellular component: plasma membrane raft; plasma membrane. The coding region runs from base 294 to 1052 and encodes 252 amino acids. The record is from RefSeq and is a predicted model, not a curated record.
UUGGCGCUGAGGCCUCCUUCGUUCCCCCGUCCAUGUCUGGUGUGUAGUGCAGGCUUCUUAGCCUGCCUUCUGGCACGCACAGGUGUCUGUGGCAUUCCUGGCUAAAGAAGGUGGCAGAAGUGACUUCCAGCUGGACUGCUGCUAUGCAGAGGAGGUGUCCUGGAGCUGGAGAGACACAGUGACCCACAGGGAGGUGGACAGAGGAUUCAGGCACUGACAAGAGCCAAACUUGAGAUUCCAUCUGAAAUUGGCUCCAGAGUGACCUGUCACACCCAGGACCCUGACACGGAACCAUGGUACUGCGGGACUGGAGACCUCUGCAGCUGCUGUGCCUCUUAGAAGCCGUCUCUUUACUGCCUUGCACUGAAGCUCUUCUGUGCUACGAGGCGACAGCUUCAGCCUUCAGAGCUGUGUCCUUGAAUAACUGGAAGUGGCUUCUGAUGAGGAGCAUGGUGUGCAACCAGAGAGAGGGCUGCGAGGAGACUGUGGUGUUCAUCGAGACAGGGACCAAUAAGGGCGUCUUGAGCUUCAAAGGUUGCAGCUCUGCCUUUUCUUACCCUCCACAAAUCUCCUACCUCGUGUCUCCACCCGGAGUGUCUAUCGCCUCCUACAGCCGUGUCUGCAGGUCCUAUCUCUGCAACAAUCUAACCAACCUGGAACCUUUUGUGAGACUCAAGGCUAGCCAACCCAUGUCCACACUGCCUUCUGCCAAAAGCUGUCCAACCUGCGUGGGCAAGCACGACCAGGAAUGCCUUCCGAGUUUUGUCACCACUGAGAAUUGCCCCUUUGCUGCUUCCACGUGUUACAGUUCCACCUUACAAUUCCAGGCAGGGAAUCUCAACACCACCUUCCUCAUCAUGGGCUGUACUCGGGAGUCACACAAGCUUCUGGCCGACUUUCAGCACAUCGGGAGCAUCAAGGUGACCGAGGUCAUCAACGUCCUAGACAAGUCCCAUGCUGUCAGUGCGGGGCACUGCAGUCGGGGUCCUCCCUGGAGCCCUCUCUUAUGCCUUCUUAGCGUCUUCAGACCCUCCCCUUGCAUAAUCAAAUAAAACCUCAGGAUUAUC